AUGGUCAGCAACUUCCGCAGCUACAUCUGGGACCCGGUCCUCAUUGUGUGUCAGAUUGUGCUGAUGCAGUGCAUCUACUAUGGCUUCUUGGGCCUGUGGUUGGCUGGAGUAGACAGCCUCGUACACAGCAGUCGUUCACUUGAUCAGAUCUUCAGUUAUGAAGUCCUUGGUUUUGCAACUAUGCAGGGCAGGCUCUCAAUGAUGGCGUUCAUCUUGAACUCUCUGACCUGCGCUCUGGGUCUGUGGUUCUUCAUCCGGCGGGGGAAACAGUGCCUGGACUUCACAGUCACUGUGCAUUUCUUUCACAUGAUCGGCUGCUGGAUCUAUAACGCUCACCUUCCUUCUGCCCUGUCCUGGUGGCUUGUGAACAUCGCCUGCAUGGCUCUGAUGGCUGUCAUUGGAGAGUACUUGUGCAUGAGGACUGAGCUCAGGGCCAUUCCAGUCAACACCGGACCCAAAUCUAACCUCUGA
This is a messenger RNA of Menidia menidia (Atlantic silverside), 471 nucleotides long. The record is from the annotation of a GenBank genome assembly. Lineage: Eukaryota; Metazoa; Chordata; Actinopteri; Atheriniformes; Atherinopsidae.